GGCUCAGCACGACGCUCAGAGACGGUAUUUAGCCUGCUUGGGUCUGCUGGUCCUGCCAGUCUGACCUUUUUGUCCGUCCGCAACUGGAUCUCCUCCCUACAGCCCCGACGCAUCUCCCGCAAAAACCCGAUUAUUGCGCUUUUUUUCUUUCUUUCUUUCUUUUUUUUUUUUUUUUUUUUUUUGAUGAGUGGGAAAGAACUUUUCCUGAAAUGAGAUCCUCUGUUCUAGGAUCGCUUUGUGCUCUCCUCCUGCUGUUGCGGCAACCUGCAUGCUUGGGUGAUGAGGUUACCUCCAACACAGUGAACCCGUGCUGUUAUUUCCCCUGCCAGCACUGGGGUGUGUGUGUAAGGUACGGUGAGGACGAGUAUGAAUGUGACUGCACUCGCACCGGCUACCAUGGAGAAAACUGCACUGUCCCGGAGUUUUGGACCAGGGUACGUCAGUUCUUCAAGCCCAGUCCAGAUGUGUUGCAUUACAUUCUCACACAUUUCCAAUGGCUCUGGGACAUCAUCAACCACACCUUCCUACGGGAGGCUCUCAUGCGGCUGGUACUCACAGUCAGGUCCAAUUUAAUUCCAAGCCCUCCAACCUUUAACUCAAAGUAUGGCUACCUCAGCUGGGAAUCCUACUAUAAUCUGAGCUACUACACUCGGAUUCUGCCCCCGGUGCCAGACGAUUGCCCUACACCUCUGGGAGUUAAAGGCAAGGCUGGGCUGCCUGACCCUGAGCUGCUAGUUGAGAGACUGCUGAAGAGAAGAGCCUUCAGACCUGACCCCAAGGGCUCCAACCUCAUGUUCGCCUUCUUCGCACAGCACUUCACCCACCAGUUCUUUAAGACCUACAAUCGCAUGGGCCUGGGCUACACUAAGGCUCUAGCACAUGGGGUGGAUGCAGGGCACAUUUAUGGAGACAGCCUGGAACGUCAGCUCCAGCUCAGGCUUCACAGAGACGGAAAACUCAAGUAUCAGUUAAUUGACGGCAAGAUGUACCCUCCUACUGUAGCUGAUGCGCCUAUUAGGAUGAGCUACCCUCCUGGCGUCCCCCCUGAGGGUCAAUUGGCUAUCGGUCAGGAAGUGUUUGGACUGCUCCCCGGUUUGGGGAUGUACGCCACGCUGUGGCUGAGAGAGCAUAACCGAGUCUGUGACAUCCUGAAAGCAGAGCAUCCCACCUGGGACGACGAACAGCUUUUCCAGACCACGCGCCUCAUCAUCAUCGGUGAGACCAUAAAGAUCGUGAUAGAGGAGUACGUACAGCACCUCAGUGGAUACCUGCUGAAUCUGAAGUUUGACCCCACGCUGCUGUUCAACUCCCACUUCCAGUAUGGGAACCGCAUCGCUCUGGAGUUCAGCCAGCUCUACCACUGGCACCCCUUAAUGCCCGACAGCUUCUUUAUUAACGGAGAUGAACUGUCAUACGCACAGUUCCUCUUCAACACUUCUGUUCUCACACACUACGGCAUUGAGAAGCUGGUGGACGCUUUCUCUCGGCAGGUUGCUGGCCAGAUUGGCGGGGGCCAUAACAUCAAUGCCGUGGUGACCAAAGUGGCUGUGGGAACCAUAGAGGAGUCCCGCCAACUCCGCAUGCAGCCCUUCAACGAGUACAGGAAGCGUUUUAACCUCAAGCCGUACACAUCGUUCAGACAAUUCAGUGAUAAUGAAGAGAUAGUCAGUGCGCUUGAAGAAUUCUACGGUGACAUUGAUGCCCUUGAAUUUUAUCCCGGCUUGAUGUUGGAGAAAACACGUCCGGAGGCACUAUUUGGAGAGAGCAUGGUGGAGAUGGGCGCCCCCUUCUCCCUGAAAGGCCUUCUGGGAAACCCUAUAUGUUCUCCAGAUUACUGGAAGCCCAGCACUUUUGGAGGCAAGGUCGGCUUUGACAUAGUGAACUCUGCCACACUGAAGAAGCUGGUAUGUUUGAACACCAGGACAUGUCCGUACGUGGCGUUCAGAGUUCCAACGGAGGAGCAGUCGCAAGGAGGGAAAAGUGAUAGUAAAGUAUGGACUGAUGAGCUAGCUGUUGUCAUGACGACUCUGGACGACAAGAUACUGGGAGAGAAGCUGCAAUACUACUACAGCAGCAGUGAGGAUGAAGGCAGCGACAAUGAGGAUGAGGAUGGGGAGAACAAGACCAUCCGGGACGCUAACGUCAAUGAGCCUGAGAUAGACUACAGCGCCGAUGGAAGUGCUGUCAACACAGGACCAAAGGGUGUGAUCAAUGACUGGAGGAAAUACAAACAGCUGGAGGUGGAGCAGAAACAAGAACAGAAGAAAGAGAUGGAAAGACUAAUCAAGAAGCUGUCGAUGACCUGCCGCUCUGACCUAGACCUGGAAAAAGACAAGGAGAAACAAAAAGAGAUUCAGGACAAAAUUAAAGGCAAAAUGACCAUGCAGGAGUACAACAUGCUCCAGGAAGAGGAGGAUGAUGAAGACUUCCUCCAGCAUUACCGUAUGCAGCGCAUUGAAGAGAUGCGGCGCCAGCUCUGCCGUGGUAAACGCUUUGAGCAGGUCUAUGAACUUAACAGCGGAGAGGACUUUCUGGAGGCUUUAGACAAGGAGGAUAAAAGCACACUGGUCAUGAUCCACAUCUACGAGCCAGACAUCCCGGGCUGUGAGGCCAUGAGUGGCAGCCUGCUGUGUCUCGCUCAGGAAUACCCGCUCGUCAAGUUCUGCAGCGUACGCAGCUCGGCCAUCAGCACCAGCGCACUGUUCAGAGACAGUGCUCUGCCUGCUCUGCUCGUUUACAAAGGAGGAGACCUGAUCGGCAACUUUGUGCGGGUCACAGACCAGCUCGGGGAAGAUUUCUUCGCUGUGGACCUGGAGGCCCUGCUGCAGGAGUACGGCCUCCUGCCUGACAAGCCCCCCCUUGUGCCGAAGACUGUUCGCAAUGGAGCCAUCAUUCAGAACACUGUGAGUGAUGAGGACUCUGACCUUGACAUAGAUUAGAGCCACGAUAUCUAACAUUCUUUAUAUGCUUGGAGAACACGCGUAUGUACACAGUCUGCAUGGACUAUAGAUCAUUUAUAUAUAUAUAUGUGGACCCCCUGUAGUGACUGAGCCAGGAUUGCCAUUUUACUCACACAGCAACACACAACCAGCAUUGAAGCAGAACCAAAAGUAAAUGCACACAAAACACAGACAUCAUGGUCCAGUGGGCGUUCAUCAUUCCACGGUAGACAUGAGUCAUAUUUAAUGAGAGUAAAUACUGGCCAUUAACAUUAUCAAGGACCUGUUGUUAUGCACAGUGAAAAUGCUGUACAUGUAGGUUAAAUGUUUUGUUUUAUCUGUGUCUGUCAACUAUUUAUUCAUGGUGUUAAAACACAUUUCCCUGUUUUGUUUCAUGUGCAUCUUCACUGUAUUAUAUGUCACUGUAGAAUACGAAACCUUCAGCCCUAACUGACUUCUAGUUAAUUUUAUAACUUUUAUAUGUGCUGUACCAUUUCAGAUAGGAAGAACAAUAAACUGUAAAUUGUUUGGA
This is a messenger RNA of Xiphias gladius (swordfish), 3471 nucleotides long. RefSeq names its product phosducin-like (gene pdcl). The transcript has 14 exons. The record is from RefSeq and is a predicted model, not a curated record. Gene Ontology annotation, biological process: cyclooxygenase pathway; response to oxidative stress; regulation of G protein-coupled receptor signaling pathway. Gene Ontology annotation, cellular component: neuron projection; cytoplasm. Bases 210 to 2939 code for a protein of 909 amino acids. Lineage: Eukaryota; Metazoa; Chordata; Actinopteri; Istiophoriformes; Xiphiidae. Gene Ontology annotation, molecular function: heme binding; oxidoreductase activity, acting on single donors with incorporation of molecular oxygen, incorporation of two atoms of oxygen; prostaglandin-endoperoxide synthase activity.